GUGUUUUUGAUUUUACUUUUGAUCCUGUACCUUCUGUGAUUUGAGUUUCCUGCUUGUAGACUGCUCCAAAUGCUGGCGAUUGCUGCAGCGUCGAGCGUCGCCGUCUGGUACUCGAACGCAGCGAGCGAUCAUCCUGCGCCUGCUGGCUCUGACACUGCCGCCGCAGCCCUCCCGCCGCCGACCAUGACCCACUCGAUCAAUACAAAGACACCCGUUGCGGCUGUGCGCUGGUCGCCCUCCAGUCAAGUCCUCGCAGUCGCCACCGAGUCUGGAGACAUCCACCUAUCGUUGGCAUCCAGUGCCGAUCUUGGCACGCUGAGCACGGCGCAGAAACUGAGUACCAUGGACUUCUCGCCGAAUUCAAAACUUAUUGCGGAAGCAGGUGCUUCGCGGGUCGUCACACUGUGGGAUGUCAAAACGCAGCGUGUCAGCAAACAACUGCAGGGCCACAACUCGUCAAUUCUGGCCGUACGGUUUGCCCCUGUCGAUGGCCUUAUUGCGAGCGCCUCGGCCAGCGGCGACAUUCUCGUUCACUCGGCCGUCACCUCUCAGCUGACAUCCAGCUUUACCAGACCCAUGGCUGUGCGUUCCCUCGACUUCUCGCUCUCGAGGCGCGGGCUAUUGGCAUGUGCGGGCGAUGAUGGAGCUGUGACUUUGUUCGAUGUUAUCCAGAAUGCGACGAGCGCGAGCUUCGCCUCGCACAUUGCCCCGGCCAUUGGUGUUGCGUUCUCGCCAACCGCCGCGCACAUCCUAGCAUCCGUUGGUUUGGAUAAGCGAUUGUCCUUGUUUAAUGUGAACGAGAAGCGUGCAACGCUUCAAUUACACGCGGAAGAGCCUCUUACUGGCAUCACAUUUCACCCAGACAAACCGCUGGUCGCCAUUGGAACACAAUCCGGCGCUGUUCAUCUUGUCGACUUGAGACGCGCGUCCGACGACCGAGGCAACUUGCUUCCGUUGGUUUCUGUGCACGCACCGGCCUCAGUCACCUCUGUUGCCUUCGCGCGCGCGGCGAGCCAAGAUGCGUCGUCGUCAUCUUCAACCGUUCGUUCGCAGCAGCCUGCAUCCAACUCCAAGCCCGCACCCACACAGACAUCGUCCUCUCUCCUCAAGUCUACGCUCGACCCAAGGGGUUCUCGGGAGGUCGCCAGCACUGUUUUCUCUCCAUUGCGAGGACCUCAAGGUGACACUCGAAUGGCCGCUCACUCGCCUGUUGCGCCACAGACGUCUAGCGCUGCCCCUCAGUCCAUCAUCUUUUCUCCGUUGGCUCCGCCAGCAGCGGCCGCGGCCAGCAGCUCGGCCGCGUCGCGGGUGACAUCAGCCGUCCCAAGCACCGCGCGAUCUUCUUCGGUGCGCCCAGAAAGUCAUGGCACUGUCGAUCCCGUCGUUCGCAGUGCCUCUCAUCCAUCAGCGGUCUUCUCCCCGCUGGCGUCCGCCGCUCCCGACUCGCGACAUUUUCCGACGACUCGCGACCUGCAUCACCUCCAGCGCUCAGUUCCGCCGUCUGCCUCGAGCACCGUUAAUACCAGCCAUCUUGCGCACACGGGCCGCGUUCAGCACACCCCCGCUGACAUGCGCAAUAACGUGACUUUCACCACGCCAGAUCCGGUCGGCGCCGCUGGCCUUGCACGAGGAGCGACGCUAGCUCCGGCCGCAGUUACAAAGGCAGCACAGCAACCGACGCGCGAGGCCACGACAGCUGCUGGAAUCCCGGCUGGCGGCGCUGUUGCGCAACCACAACAGCGGUCGAUCAGCAACCCUGAAAGGCUACCAUCCGUGCCACUCACGCUGCCUGCAGUAGCAGCGCUGCCAGCUGCGCAGUCACAGCAACCCAUCGAAACUCUGUUGACGAUGGAGAUUCAAGCACAGCUCAUUCGCUCGACGGUCGAAGAAGCAAUGGAUGGGCUUCGUCUCACGAUGCAUCGAGAAAUCCAGAACAUGCAUUUGGAGCUGCUUCGUCAGUUCCAGAUUCAGCGAAACGAACUUGAAACGCUGAUUCAAACAAACUCGGUCAAUGAGUCACUGCUUCGCGAGAUUGAUCGGCUCAAACGCGAGAACGAGCGAUUGCGCCAAGCUCAACUGUGACGCUCUGAAGCUCUCGGCGACAGCUUUUUCCCCAUUCCAUGUGGCAUCACAUCACGGGCAUGCCAUGUCUCUUGUUUGUUAAAAUACUGCAAUUCUUCAG
Messenger RNA from Capsaspora owczarzaki ATCC 30864, 2182 nucleotides. RefSeq lists its product as hypothetical. The record is from RefSeq and is a predicted model, not a curated record. The transcript is spliced from 10 exons. Gene Ontology annotation, biological process: mitotic cell cycle; microtubule nucleation. Gene Ontology annotation, molecular function: gamma-tubulin binding. NCBI's taxonomy places the organism in Eukaryota, Filasterea, Ministeriida, Capsasporidae. Gene Ontology annotation, cellular component: centriole; spindle pole; pericentriolar material. Bases 70 to 2082 code for a protein of 670 amino acids.